This is a messenger RNA of Struthio camelus australis, 1074 nucleotides long. RefSeq names its product dual specificity protein phosphatase 13B-like. Gene Ontology annotation, cellular component: cytoplasm. Gene Ontology annotation, biological process: protein dephosphorylation; negative regulation of MAPK cascade. Gene Ontology annotation, molecular function: protein tyrosine/serine/threonine phosphatase activity; MAP kinase phosphatase activity. NCBI's taxonomy places the organism in Eukaryota, Metazoa, Chordata, Aves, Struthioniformes, Struthionidae. The record is from RefSeq and is a predicted model, not a curated record.
CUGGUGGCAGGACUUAAAACUACAGCGAUUUUAAUUCAGGGAGAAGCAAGGAUAUAGUCAAGAUGUGUCAAGAGAGACAGUAUUUUGGUUUUUUUUUUUAAUUCCUAGCCGUGACACAGGGCUAGGACAGGCGUGCCCUGCAGAGCACUAGCAGAGCAAGCGCCACCGGGGGCUUGGCAGAUACCACAGCUGAGUCGGGAGGUAUGGUAGGAGCCUGUGGAGGGCAGCGCUGUCUUGCUGGGGAUGGUGCAUCGAAUAGCUCAGAGAUGCCAACUGCUAAGAAGAGCUCUCUCUGAUAAAACCUGAGCGUGUGCAAGAGAGGAGCAAGAAUGCCUCACACCAGGGACUGCUCUGAGCCGAGCAGCGCAGGGGACCGAGCUUCCUACGAGACGCCAGCGCUAGCAGACCUCCAGCGGCUCUUCUGGUUCAGAGGAGGGUCUGAUAAUCACGUGGACCAAGUCUGGCCAAAUAUUUACCUGGGAGAUGCGUGGGCUGCUAGGAAUAAAACUACUCUUCAAAGCCUCAACAUUACUCAUAUCCUUAAUGCAGCAGAUGGGCCAUACAGCAUCAAUACAGGAGCCAAAUAUUACAGCGAUCUGCAAAUAGAGUACUACGGAAUAGAAGCAUUUGAUGAUCCUUCCUUUGAUUUAAGUAUUUUCUUCUAUGAUGCAGCCAAUUUCAUAGGCAAAGCCUUGAACACUUCAGGAGGUAAAGUGUUCGUUCAUUGUGCCAUGGGGAUAAGCCGCUCUGCAUCUUUAGUGCUUGCCUUUUUAAUGAUCCAUGAAAAUAUGACACUUGUGGAUGCUCUGAAAACAGUGAGUUCUCACAGAGACAUCUGCCCGAACUCAGGGUUCCUCAGCCAGCUCCGAGACUUGGACGUUAAAUUAAAUGAAGAGAGGAAAGGAAGCAGAGAAUCUGCUAGCAAGGCAUCAUAAGAGUGUUGCUAAAAGAGAGAGGACAAAAUGUUAUCUGAGUUUCCUGUAGCUCUCUUAAAUGAAUUACAUUUGCAAACUAAGGCUGUAAGUUUAAGAUACACUGGACUACAUGUUACUACUAAAAGUACAUUUUACCUGA